UUGAGAGUCCUGUGAAUGGACACAGUAAAUUUAGGAGGUAUAGGGCCAUACUGGAUUAGUAAGAAUUUGAGGGAGACACUUGAAUUGGACAUCCUUUGAUGGCGACACAGUUGGUCUCUAAGGAUGAAGCCUCUGAAUUAGGACAUAACUGCUGUGAUUUUUGAGUCGAGAUUAACUAUAUACACCAAUAUAAACAUUAGACAGGUAUUUUUAAUGUAGAUGGGUAUGUGUAAAUAUCUUCAGCAGUGUUUUUUCAGUAUUUAGCUAGUCAUAAAACUGGUAGUAAUCUGUUUUUAAGAAGUAUUUAUUUCUGUGUUCAUAACUUUGGUAAAUUUCAGACAGGUCUAUAUCAUCACAGAGCGGUUCUGUGCCUCAGAAGAUAUUUAUAGGAUCAUUAUAUAAACCUGAUCACAGACAGCCGCCUAUAGCCCCUCCCCUCUGCAGCUGCAGGUUGUUUUGCCAGCUUCUGAUCUGAGUUUUCAGUACCUACAGUACAGCUUUAGGACAUGACCUGCCUUCAGUGACACACGCCUGAGCAGAUAUCACACAUUUGGCAGAGCGUAGACAUUGAGUAGUUAGAGUGUGAAAAAAGAGUUGGAUGAGUCUUGGAUGAGUCUUUUAUUAGUUAAAACAUCUUAUAUGCUUUUAUCUAAGGCUUACACAGAGGGGGCUCAGGUGGGGGGUCACUACUUCAAAAGGACAUGAUAACCACGUACCUGUGUAUGAAAGGACACACAGUGACUACUGAAAGUCUCUGACCUUUUCUAGUCAUUGUUUUCUUUUAUUCAAAGCUCUGAAUGAAACACCUGCUUUUCCUACGGUGCAGAUAUAGCACGUUAAUCCAGGAUCCUUUGCUCAUUUUGCAUGUUGAUACUUGAAUUUCCAAAAGUGUUGGCAAACAGAAAGGUCACAGACGACCUGAAGCAUCAUGGGGAGCCAUGUAAUCGCGCUCACACUGUAAAGGCUUGUCUGUGCGAGCGGUUUCUUGGAUGGGUGCAGAUUUAGGCGAGGACUACUUAGAUAUUUGGGCUGACCCUGUUGAUUGGCUUGAAAAGACUGACUUGAAGUUCUCAAAGCAACAGAUGGGCUACAGUUUGUGAACUUACAACCCUCUAUAACCAUGAAAAAAAGCUCAUUAUGCCUUGACAUUCAGUGUGGGUGGCAACACAGUUGGCCAAAAGCACAAAGCUGUGGUUGCUUUGAUACAGAGACAAACAGAGCUUGAUCAACUGUGGUUCCUGCCUUGGCAGCUUGGUGGCUCAUUGUGACCUCACAGUGGUGACUUCCUCUUGCUGGAUUUUGUUUGUAUUUUUGACAGGUUUCUGUUGAGUCUAAAGUCUUGUGUGUAAGGAUUAUAGUGAUGGUGAAACAGUCAUAUGUUUGUAUGUUAUACCACAUGUCGGACAUGUGAUGGACAGCUGACCUGUCCACAGUGUUCCCUCUUCAUCAGCCAAAUGCCUGCUGGGAAAGCCCCACUGUGAUGAUGGGUAUUAGUAAUUAAUAUCACAUGGAUGGAAGUCAUAAGUUUGGAAAACUAUUAAGGGAUGGCUGCUGUCUUACAUCACUGAGGGAUUAGACUUGAAAAACAAACAAAAGAAAUGUGCAUAGAUUUUUAAAAACAGUAUUAACUGAAUGAUGAUCAUCAACCAUCGUUGCACAGAUGCUGUUCUUUGACAUGCUUUAAAGUUUUGCCAAACUAGUUGUUUGCUUUAGAUCUAAGAGUAUCUGACACUCUUCUGUAUCAACUCUGCCUCGCUGCCGCUGCGUAGGUGUACAGUGAUCUUUAGUGUCUGCUGACAGGAGUCAGAGCUUCCCUGCUCUCAAAUGUUAACACUUGCAUCUUACCUUCCUGCUUUUGUUGGACAAAUAUGAUCAGGACUGUAACAUUUUUCUGCUUGGAAAGAACAAAAAAUGUCCUGAAAUCAAAGAUAUUUAUAUUCCCUGAGACUUUAAUCUAACGUUUUAUUGUUUUACUACUAAUUUCAGGUAUUUUGCAGAAUUUAUCGUAACCUUUAAUGCCAUAUAUUUCAAGAUUCACUUCUUUCAAGAGUUUCACAGGAAAUAUUAUUUCAGUUUAUUGAAAACAUCACAACAGCCACCUUCUGAUGGGAAUAAAGUGAUAUGAGGUAACCUGCCUUCCUGUAAUCACCAGGUUCCCUAUUUUAGCGAGCCCUGUCACAGAACAGCCAUAUUACUCUCCGAUGAGGAAUCGACAUUACAGGGUUGUCAGGACAACCAGCCAUGAUUUGCAGAGCUCAGAUAGGCCUCCACCUUGAGCUAGAAGCACUAGCCAUGAGACUGAGCAGAUGCUGUGCAAGUCAGCCAAUGGCAGGUGAGAUAGAGGAAAAAGAUGACAUCAUAGGCAAAUUAGGGCAAAUGUAGCGGGUAUUCUGUUUGCCGUCACCGCCUGCUCAUGAACUCAGAGCCACAUCAAGACUGAGGAUAAGAAGUCUGUAAUGUUCGGCAGAUAUAAUAUUUUGCAUAAAGGCAACAUCUUACUUUUAGAAGUGGAGACUUUAAAAAUAGAAAUUAAAAAGCAAAAAGAAACAGCUGUAACGAACGCCCCAUAAAAGAUCCAGACUUAUACGUAACAAAAAUUGCCUUGAGAUCAGUUAUGUUUUUUCCUACUUAAAAGAUACUUACACUAUGAUCUUUGAUGUAAAAGACUACCCAGUCUUUAAGUGAAUUUUGCUUUAUUUUUCUAACAAAAUUAGACCUUAUGACAAAAAAACAAGGCUAUGGAAAGGGGUUUAUUAUUGAGCAUUUACAUCAUAGACAAGAUGUGAGUGUCCUAAAGCAACAGUGUCUACAUAUAUGAAAGAAAUUUCAACUGCAGCUGAAGGUCCCGGUAAAAAAUCCAAUCUAUCAAUAAGUGAAAGAUAUCUAAGUAUUAUUUUGCAUAGUAUAUAUAUUUAUUAAUUCUUUACACAGUUUUUUACUUUCACUGAUAUGUCAGUGUUGAUCACUCUGUCCCUCUGUUGUAUUAAGCCAAUAUCCUCUAUAUCAGAUAGGUAUAUCUUAUUGUAUCCAUAAUUCAAAAAUCCUUUCUUUCUACAUAUGUUUAUGAUAAAAAGUAGUCAAUGUUUUUUCAGAUACAUUCAAGAAAUGAUACAGUGAAUGAUUGUUUUAGGAUGCAUUUAAACUACAACCCUUUCAUGGCCUUAUCAGUUUUUAUAUUUCUAUAUGAAAAGUUUUUUGUUUAAUGCAGAUGUAUUGAAAGAUUAGUGAUAUAGACCCCUGCCUCAAAAGUCCAACUUUCCACAAGUAUCCAGCUCUCAUCUCAACCCGUCCUCCUCUCUACUCACUAAGCAGGUUUGCUCUGUCAAACAGAAAACCAACAGCGUCUGCCCGUUGGCUUCCUCCUCCCCCAGACCUGCUGCCUGCAUUAAUAUUCAGUUUCUCAGCCAAUGAGAGGAGCAGGGUGGAUGACAUCAUGGACUAGGGAACAGUGAGCAGCCAGUGAAGCAUCCAGCCUGCCGAACAAGCUUGCUUUUAGGGUCAGGAACUGGUCUGACAAGAGAAUGGCAAUCCUGCCUUUAAACUGUCAAUAGGACUGGCUGGCGAUGAAUCCACCCGAGCUCGGGGCUCAAAGGAGAAACACUCAGCAAGAGAAUGUGAAGACAUAUUUCAGGUAAUUCCCUCUCUGUGUAUGCAAUAUGGGAUGUGGAGGGGGGAGGCAGAGGAGGGAGGAGAAGAGAGGAGAGGAAAGAGGAGGAGGAGGAGGGGGAGGCUGUGUAUGUAGGGGUUGCUUUGUAGCCUUCUUUUUUUUUUCUUCUUCUUCUUCUUCUUCUUCCUCAACUCUGCAUUCUGCCCGGCCAUGGAGGCAGCUGUUUCAUCAGCAGUGUGUCUGUGAGGGCGAGAUGGAAAUGGAUGCCUGCAUCACGUAUUGUAUGAUCAUACACCCCCCACUCUGCAUCACAUCAUCUCUGUGUGCUCUCCCCUGUGCCUCACAAAUAGCAUCUUUAUUGAUGGGGAGGUGUUAGAAUCAAUGGUGGCGUUUGUACGGGGCCUUGAGAGUGUGUAUGUGUUUGUCCAAGUGUGUGUGUGUGUGUGUGUGUGUACGUGCGUGUGUGUAUGUGUGUGCUGGAGAAAUGCAGCAGCUGCAGUGGAACAAAAAAGAAGCAAGGCUAUUUUAGGUCUGUAGACCCGAGGCUGACGGCUGGUUUAGAGCUCUAUAUGCUGUGGAUGGAUGGUGGGGGUGAUGGAUGCUUAAUAUGCUGAUGGAUGCUCUUUUGUUAUCUCUGCUAUGCCUCACUUACGGCCUUUCUAGGGAGGAUUUUACAGGCAAAUGUCUUUUAUUUCUAUUUCUGCCUUUAAAUGAUCCCACACACACGCAAAGCUGAGCAGAGACGUGCCUAAGUCUCCCGGCUUUAACAUGGAUAUGUGUAGCAGCUUCAUGGCGGCUGUAGUGACAGGGAGAUAUACAACAUCUGGUCACCUGACUUCAUUGGGGAUCGGAGUGGGGGUGGGGGCCGGUGCUGUGAAAGCUGAGCUAUUCUGCCUCGAUUUCUCUCAGACAUUUCUGGUGGAAGAAGAUGGAGGGAUUUGCUGUCUCUCCAUCCCCUCUGCUGGGUUUAGAUUGUGGUGUCAGAGCUGAUGCAGAGGGGGAGAGAGAUGAUUCCUCCCCCAGCAAGCUCAGUCAUCCUCCAGUCUGUGAGGAGCAAGGCCUGAUGGGAGACCUGUUGUCUGGCUGUUGUAUGAGGGAGGGAUGUUAGGGAGUCAUGUCAGUGAUGGAGGGAGGGUGAGAUGAUUGUAGAGAGGAAUUGGGGGAUGGGAUGGUGAAGGUGAUACUCCCUUUCAACAUUAUCCUGUUGAAUUGAUGUAAGGAAUGCACGGUGAUUGCACUUUUUGUGGUUUGUCUGCUGCUAUAUUCCUUGAAAUUAUUUAAUGGUGAAAGAUCAUCUGUCACGGGACUAUGCUCCUUUCAGGGUUUCACUCGGUGAUCCAAGGUGAGACUUUGUGAUAGCAUGAAAUAUACAUUCAUAAAACCUGAAGAGCAGAUAUUUUAUAAAGGCACAGUCUGGUGUACUGUAAAAGUUCAAUUUUGUGAAGUUAACUGAGUUAGACAUCAAUAUACUAUUACCCUGAAUAGAGCAACACAAUAAUCACACAGCAGGCACCAAAUAUCAAUAUUUUAAUUCAAAAAUAAUUUGACUUUCUGAACACAUUCUCCUCCCAAGCUGACUGUCUGGGCCACUACUUUAUCACCCUUUCUGGAGCUAAUGGCAUUAAACCUGCUUUUUGCUGAUGCGGGGGGAAUUUUUCAGUUAAUCAGAUAUGGUGAUGAAUUCUUAUGUGAUUUUCCUGCAAGUAAUCAGAUACAGAAUAAUGGUUUAAUCAUGGUAAUAUCAUCAGCUACCCAUGUACUGGAUAUCAGAUUGUGAUAUCAUAUUAUUGCAUCCUAUCCCAUUGCACUGAGUUAUACAUUGUGUCCUGUUCUAUAUCCUUUUGCACUGUAUAUGUUUCUCUAUGAAUGUUGUGUUACAUCACACUGCAUCACAUCAUAUCUUUCCUGUUUGUAUUAUAUUGUACUUCAUCGUAUCGUAUUGUAAUGCUCGGUACAGUAUUGUAUCGUAUCGUAUCGCACUGUACCAUAUUAUAUCGUAUUGUAUUGUAUCGCACCGUUCCAUAUUGUAUCGUAUCGCACCGUAUCGCACCAUUCCAUAUUGUAUCGUAUUGCACCGUACCGUAUUGUAUUGCGUCUCAUCAUAUCGUAUCGCACAGUAUCACAUUGUAUCGUAUCGUGUCACACCGUACCAUAUUGUAUUGUAUCAUAUCACACUGUACCAUAUUGUAUCGUAUCAUAUCACACUGUACCAUAUUGUAUCGUAUCAUAUCACACUGUACCAUAUUGUAUCGUAUUGCAGCCUGAAUCACCCUGCAACUCUCAGCCACAAAUACAACAGCACAACUGAUUUUCAACAAACAAAUCUAGUUUUAAAAAGAAAACAUCUAAAUGACAUUUGUUCCUUUCAUUUUGUGUUAUUGGUGUAGUUUCCGCCAGUGUUGGACAAUACACUGCACCUGGCUUUGCAGAAAAGGUGACAGGCCUAUCAAGAAGGUGGAGAGAUGCCUAAACAGGGGUGCUGUGAAACACCAUGAAAGCUAAAAUCCUUGGUGCUGUUAAACAGAGCUAUGAAACCUCAAGUAGAUAGCUGCUCUGAGUCUUAGACACUCUUUAUGCCAUAUGCAAUAUGUAUUACCACACCUUUAUCCGCUCACAUCAGCCACUGGCAACAGUAUAUGUUUAAGUAUAUAUCUGAAUAGAGCUGCUCACUAUCAUAUGGAAGUACUGACACAGCCUUUGUCUCUGAAGGAUAGAUGCGCCUCAUGAAAAUUUUAUAUUUGCUAAGACAGCUUGCAGACAGUAAACAUUAGUAGUCUGGUCUGACACAUGCGUUCUUAAUUACUUAAAACACUGUAAAAAACUGCACCCUCAAGCAUACUGUUUGUAGUAUAAACAUGAAUAGUGCAGGCAAAGCUAAAGAUAUCACGUCUUUGCUUUUGAUGGAAUAUUUCUCACAACUGACCCUUGCCAGCAAGUAGCAUAUACCCAAAACUGCCAUCAGGUCAAUAUUUUGAAAAUGAUUAAAUAAGGGCUUUUAAAGAAACCAACCAGGACCUUCAUAUCCUGAAACAGAUGUUUCCUUCGUCCUAAGUUUAAUUCGUAUCAGAGUACCAUCAUCUGACUGGACCUGCAGACCAAAACAAAAGGGUUAAUUUUUAAUCUGCCCCCCUGUUUAAACAUACAUUACUCUUCUGCUUUCAUAGUCAACAAACAAUAUAAGGUGGACUUUAUUAGUGUACUGAAGCAAUACGAAGCCUUUAUUUUUCCAGAAUGUGUCCAUAGCUUAGUGUGUGCCAUUCUGGGCUUCCCCAUGUUUUCCACUGACCUGUGUAACCCAACACACACAGCUUUUCUUACCUCACCUCAGCCAACAAAAGCAGGAGACACUGAACCUUGUCUUGGCUCACAGCCUGCUAACUGGACUGCCUGAAAUCUGAUAGUAGGACUCACAGCACAUACAAGUAGGCCUCCAUCUGUUGAGGACUUAGUCAGGAUGAGUUAUGCUGCUAUUGUUCAACGCAGUUAUCUUUCAGGGCUCUGUGUGGUUGGCAGUUUAUAAAUGCUCAGAGGCCUCACGAGGGGAUUUUGUGUGUUUUUUAAGGGCAGAGUGGUGUAAAGGAGAGCGGUAGUCUUGGUGGUAGGUGUGUGAGAGCUACAGUCUGUGUGUUGUGGAUUAGCAUGUAGGAUUGGAAGCCAUCUGGCCAUUUUGUCUCAGAAAGGGGAGGGGGAGUAAGUGAGAGAGAUAGAUAGAGAGAGAGAGAGACAGAGGGAGAGAGAGUAACAGAGGAAACACUCACACACUGACACAUUGACACAGCUCCCUGUGUAAUCUCCCUACUUGAUGUCUGUUGCUACUUAGAAUAAGGCCGCUUGUCUGUGUGUUUGCGCUUGUGUGUGUGUUUGUGACACACAUCGUCCCUAUGUGACUUAUACUGUUUGCAAUGCAUCAAAAAAAAAAAAGCAAGUAUGGCUUUUAAGAUAGCCAGAGAAGGGUGUGGGGUGAGGGUGGGGGUGCAAUUGAAGAUUCCAGAUUACAGUGAGAUGAUGUGAUGGGAGGAGACGUCCCAGAUGGUUAGAGACUGUAGAGAAUAAAGGACUAAAUGUUGCAGAGAAGCGUGGCGGAGCGUUCAGGUGGUUUAAGAGAUUAACUAGUUUCGCUGGGUCAAGAGUUUGCAGGGCGGUUGAAGAGGGGUGUCUGAACUUGGAUCUGUUCAGCGGCUACACAGUGUGAAAAGUCGGAGGCCGUUGAGAGUGAAGAGUCUUUCAGAAAGUGAAAGGAAUGACAAUGGUUCAGAGUUGACUGCUCUUACUAUUUUUGUUCAAAAAUAGCUGUGAUUGCUCGUUUAUGGAUGUACUUGUUGUUUUUUUGGGGUGAGGUCCUCAUAUAUUGUCCAGCUUCCACAACCUGGUGAAAUUAAGUUCAAUUAUUGGAAAAAACCUCAGCACAGACAAUAAGGUUUGUAUCUCCAGGUAGGAAGGUAUCACUGAUCUGUCAGAAACGAAUAACAGCAUUGAUCUGACAGAGCAGAGUUGUUGCACUUGUUUCUUUGAUCCGAAUAAACUACGAGGAAUUUGGUUUCUUUCUCUCAGCUGUGUGGAGGUGUUGCUGCUGUGUGUGGCACACUUUCUGCCUCCCUGUUCAUUCACUUGUUGACACAAAUAUAUGUCUGAUAGCGUCAUUUUUCAAUGCAAAAUCGUAACACAGCUUUAUGAGCUUUUCAGGAGAGGGAUUAGCUGAAUGUCUUGCAUGGCUAGGCGUAGCCAUAAAACAUGACUAGUGGUUAUGAUAACUAUACCUGGAGGACAGUUUGGAGUCAGCUUUUCUAGAGAUAGGAACGCACUUUAGAGCAUGAAAUUUUCCAUAAGAGCUACAUUUAAAACUUAUCAUGGGACUCUUGUGGGAAAAAAGUGUGAAAUCAUUUAUAAACUGUUUCUGUAAUGUGUUUUCACUUUGCCCGUACUCUCCUACUGUAGUGCAUGUUAUUAACCCUGUCAGCUCUACACAGAGCAGGUGCACCAGCUGGCACUGUAGGAGGAACUCUGCUGUGCUCUCUGCUUCCAGCUGGCACUCAGACAUGCUCUCCUAUACCACAGUAAUGCAAAUACCUACAAAACAUACACUUUCCCUACUACUUUGUAUAGUGAACAAUAUACGGGCAGCCUCAUCUGGUCUUGCUGUUCAUGUUUGUCAUAGGUACAGAGCAAGGAGCCAAAGUGUCGUUGGAUUUAACCUUGUCCGUUUAAUUUUAUUUGUUUUUCAAAUUUGUCACUGACAUACCCAACAAUAGGCGCUUGUGGUAAGAUAUAAAACAAAUAUGAAUGAAUGAGGACUCAUUUGGAAGUUUAGAUCCUUCUUCUUUUGAAAAUGAGAUCCAGGAUUUUUAAGUUAAAACAUACAUGACUUUUUUUGUUCGCCAUCAAUAUGACCACGUUCAGUAUCACAAAUCGUUGGUUAUAAAAUUGAUGACUUUGGAUUUGUAUUACACCUCCAAAAGCAAAGGGUUACCAAAGUGCUUUGACAUACAGGCAAAGGCAGAGGACACCAAAAACAACAUCAUAAUCCAAUAGGAAAACAAACCGCAGCAAAGUGCAACCCAACAGCAAACAACUCAUCAGAGAUUGACCCAACAGAGAAUGAAAUAAAAGAAGCCACUUAAUAGCUUUGGCAACAUCUGAACUUUGUCAUUCAGAAUUUCAUAAUAAACUAUUGCUUAGGCUUCAUGGGAAUUGAAUUUACAGAUUGUCCCUGAAUCUUAACUCUGAUUUUUUAGCAGGGUAAAGGUUCAGGGUGUUGAGAUUCACUAAUCUAAACUGGUAACCUUAGUGGUCCGAGUGCAUUAGUCCAUUGUUAUUACUGUUUAAUUUCUUUGUUUUUUGUUACUUGUAAAAAGAAGAAUUUCAUUUCAAAAGUCCAUUAAAGCCAAGUUUUGUUAUGUUAGUUGUGGAAAAUGUUCAUAUGUCUCCACCCAACUGGCCUACACUGUGCAUGGGUGUCAGAUGAAGACCUUAGUUUAUUAUUAGUUCAGGUUAGACAGUAGGCUUAGUCCUUUUUCUCUUGCAGAACUAGUAAACAUAUCAAUAUUAUUUUGAAAGUAAAAUCGUUUCUUUUUUACUCAGUUGAUAAGUAAAAAAAUAUAAGUGGAUUUCUCUCAUGAGGGAGAGAUUUACACUCUGAGUAAAGUCACAACUCAGCCUGUUGGUGGUAGUUUGACAGGUUUGUUUUUAUUCACAUAGAUUGAAACCACGGAGGCUGAUUUGAGUGCGGCCGUGUCCUCAACAAGCAACCCCUUUUUUGUCUAAGGUGAAGGAUGAAAUCAAAAUUCCCUUAUACAAUACCUCAAACGAAGAGGCGCUUUCAUUGAGGGUCAAUGGAGAACGUGUCAGUGUGAAGGACAAUGGAGAUGCUUACUGGGAACUAGUGCCAUCACUUGGUUGUCAGUUUGAAAGAUGAUAUAUAUUGAAUGGCUCGUUACUCCCAAUGAAUUCAUCCAUGGAUCACAACCCUCAACAGGCUUUACUAUGACUUGGAAUAUAAAAAUUUAACAAGCUAUUUAAGGUUUUUUGGGGGGCUCCAUGUGGCCUUGGGGCGUAAGGCCAUAACGUAUAAGUGCAGCACCUUCUGUUUGAUGACUCCCUCUGGUUCCUGUCAGCCUCAACAACCAGCUCUUAAAAUAAGCAGAGUUGUAAUAAAUAUGCACUAAAGCUGUUGAGUCCACAGGACAAGCCAAAAAUAAACUUUUGCUGCCAUCUUGCACAUUCCUUGGACAUGAAGAUGUGAUGAUUUUUCAGUACAACCGCUGAAAAUCGGGACUAAAAGGUUGAAUAGUAGAAUAUGCAAAGUGCAGAAGACUUUAUAUGUCAAGAUAGACUCCACUUUAAUGAGGAAUAAGAUCAGUUGUAGUGUCAGGUUGAAUACAUAAUCCACCUUGAUAAACUUGUAUGACAAAUAGCCUCUGUCAGACAGGAAAUGCCGAUCAGAAUAAAAUAGCCGUUACAGAAAUGUGCUCCGAAUGAAAACAGGGUCAUUGAAUGAGAAGAACUCUGUCUAAAUAGACAACCAGCAUACAAAAAACAAAAACAUUAGAUGGGAUGAGUUUGAGCUUUUUAUGCAGGGUUUUAAUAGUUUUUGUUGAUUGGCAGACUCUGCUAUAAUAUUUUCAUCACUUUAAUUAAUCUGACUGUCUGUUUUUCCACAUGACAGAAUAACCUGCUCCAAUUUGAAGCAUGUUCAUACCUCUGGUGUUUCAUUCAGAUGAGCUGUUUGAACUGCCACAACACAGUGCAGCACCUCUGUCAGGUGGGACCAUUCAGUAGUGUAAUGUUGUAAUAAAAUCAACAGGAAUCACAUACCAAAAACGAUCAGUUCUUAAAGCAAAAAUCUGAUGCAAAUGAGAAAACUAGCUUGAUAGGAUUGAGACGGAUAAUACAGCUGAAGUGUGUGCCUGUGUGUGUAAGCGUGCAUGUUUGGAUUUAAGAAAGCAGGGCUGGGGGUAGGGAGUUCACCCAAACUAAAUAUUAAAUGACGGAGCAAGCUCUCAAGCCUCCCCAGCAGGGGAGUUAGGAGAGGAUCAUGCUGGUAAAAUGAGAGUCACGGUGGAUUGUAGGCUGUGGUGAAUAAAUGGGUUUGCUUUGUUUUAAUAACAGGAUUUUUUUAAACACAACUUGUCAGUUAAUAGCAGUAAAUCAGCCAGGGACAUAUUAUAUGGCAAGACCACAACAUAUCUUGAAUCUUACAGAGUAACCAGGGUCAGCUUUUUCUUUAUCAACAUACUUUUACAAUCAGAUUAUUGUUGUGGCUGAUUAGCGUCAGAUCAAUCCAAGUACCCAAACAAAAGGUAAUACUUCUGCAGUAAUCUUGUUUGGAUUAGAUGAGGAUUAAAUUACAGAAUUGUGUGCAAUCUGGCCGUAGUUUUUACUAGGAAAACAUUAAAACUCAAAAUGUUCAACCUGAGAUAUGGGUUGGAUUUCGCACAGUACAGUUGAAGGGCCUCAGUUUGUCUUUCAUCUUUAAAUCCACGGCAGAAAAAUCUAGUUUUGUAACUGCUCAAUGACCCACUUUCUCUGCUGUGUCAUUUUACGGUGUGCAUUUUACAUGGAAUCUUGGCACUUUCUUGGUAUUUACUCAAAAUAACUUUCACAGAAUUCUCAUAUUGAGCUCUGACUUCGUGCUGUAUAUGUUUUUGUUUGAUUUGUACUGUUAUGUGUCAUUUUUUUAUGUUUUUUUUUUUUUGUGAAAAGCAAAAUCUUUAUUUUCUCAGGUAGAACUGAAGUGUGCUGAAAAUAUAAAAGAAGGAAAAAGAAACGGUUGGUAUUGUAAAUACGCCAUAAUACAGAGUGAUUUUUGUGGACGACUAGUUGGAAAAAACGCCACAUCAGACGCAGACAUCUGGCUGGCUGCUAAAAAUAGCUCACUGGUUACUGAUUAGAGAUGUUUUUGCACUUUCUGUGUGUCAAAAAGAGUUGCAUAACUUGAUUAUGAAUGCUCAAAAAAUUGGUGUACAAUGUCAUUUUCUGUCUUUGCAUAAGGAUUUUGACAGAACCCUCUAUGUGGAUCACACAUGGGUGUAAUAGGUCAGUGCAUGUUCAAAGGGCCUUGCCUUUGAUAUUGUGUAAUCAUGCUCUAGUUAGCAUGUUAUGAACGCUCAUAAACCUUUUAUGCCAACAGGAUAAUAAGAUGUACAUAGUCAACAUUUUUUAUGCUUGUCUCUCAAGGCAUCAGCUAAAAAUAUUGCAGAUAUUGAUGGAGGGAAGUUUGUUUUUAUCCCAUGAAACAUGUCAUUCAACAUCUCUGAAACAAUUCAAGUUAGUAUAAGCUUCAGAGUUGAGAAUUACCUCAUACACCUGUCUCAUCUGUCACCAUGUGAGGCAAACUGAAGCUGGGUGUUGUUCCUGUCAUGAACCAAAUGCUGGCAGCUGUAUGCAAAGCAGAGCUACUGAGUUUUAACAGUAUGGGACAAAAGCAAAGAGGAAGAUUUUAUUGAACAGAGGCCUCAAAAUCUUAGACUUUGGCCCUUUUCAGGUAAAAUGUUUUAUUGAGCAUCAAACGAUAUAAAUACUCACAAAAAUCACCAGGAUGUCUUUUUAAUUUUAAUGAGAACAUGUCACGAAUUUAGCUUUUUCUAGUCGUUUUGCCAAGUUAAGCGAACUGACUGUCAGCUGAUGUUUGGUAUUUGCUGUUCUGUACCCUGUAAAUAGAAGCACUUAGUUUCCACCCCAUCUAGCUUUAUACAAACAGGAGUUCUCAGCUGCCCUGAUAGUCCUGACAAGCUUUGACUUUGAUAACCUUUGAAAAAAAAAACAUUUUUUACUCUGUGAAGUCUUCCACUGCGCGACAGUGGGCAUUUCAGAAUCAUUCAUAAUUAUCAGUAAUCAUGGUCCUCUCUGAGACUUGUCGAUGGCACUUUGAUGUUCAUUGUGAGGCGAUUAAUGGGAUGAAUUUGUAUAACAAUCCUCUACUCGAGCCACAUGCCAUCCUUUCAGACCAGCCACACUGAGAAAGAGGAAGAAAAAAAUCACUAUCUGUACCAACAUGUACUGGAUAAUAUACAACUGGACUGUGAAAAUUAAAGCUACAGUGUGUAAUGUUUAGCAGCAUUUAGCAGAACAGACUCAGUAGAUAUUGAAUACAGCAUUUAUUUCAAAGUAGUUUAUACAAUGAAUAUAAACAUGUUGUUUUUGUUCACUAAUAAGCCUGGUGUAUCUACUAAAGAGCAGGUCUGUUUCUUUAGAGGUCGUCAUCUUGUUUCUACAUUACACAUCAGUAUGACCCCCAAUCUGCCAAGAUUUUACUUUGAAAACAUCAAAUAAUAUUAACUCUUUUGCCUACAACAAUUACUCUAUUCUUUGUCUUAUUUGUCACAUAAGCACAUAAGACCAUUUGUACAUUUUUGCUUCUGUCACUGCAGCUUCUUGUCCUAGAAAGCCAUUGUUGUUGUAGAGCUUUCCCAGUGUGACAGGUAAGGAAAGGAACAUUUCGGUCCAGACUCUGAUUGCUAGAUAUUGCCAAAUAUGUCCAUGCACUGUAGAUGCAGCUGUUCAUUGAUCAAUUUAUGUAGCCGUUUCAUAGCAUUUCAACCCAAACAUGUGCAAUUAAAAAUAAAUAAAAAAACACAAGUCUAGAUUAGAUAAGCUCUUUGAUCACAUGAGGUUUUGAUCUUGGGACCAAAAAUUUUCCUCAUACCCCUUUCAGCUCCUCCUUCUCCUCCUCCUGCUCUCUCAACCUUCAUUUGAAAGUUAAGGGUGAAGAUAGGGGGGGCGAUGGGGGGGUUGCUGCAUUUACUGUGUGUUUCACUUUGACCUUGAGAGGCCAACCAGAGGAGUGUUUCUGUGCUGCAAAAUGAUCACAUCUGUGUGUCGUCAGCCUCCACCGCUCUAAUGUCUGCCUGAAAUGUCUGUUUAGUUAUUUUUAGGUUCUCUUAGUUGGUGUGUGUCUGUGUUUUAUAAGGGCUGUCAGAUGAGCUGGUCCUGUCUUUCUUCGCUUUAUGAACAGUAGAAAUGUCAAACUUUUCUUAGUUGUCACUAGGAGUAAUGCGGGGCUAGGAUGAUGGAGAUAACAAAGGAUAACUGCCGCUAAGGUGUCCCCUCCUUCAUCUUUAUCCUUUGAACGUCCUUUAGCCGUCCAUCCCAUCCAAGUAAUCAGCAUCCUUCAAAGAAGCGCAGCCAAAGCUAAAGCCAAGUCAAACAGAGAGCGUGUCCUAAUCAGGGGCAUGAAGAGCCGGGCUUAUGGAGCCCUCCCCCCACACUACGGGGCCAUUACUGGGCUAGAGCCUCUUCCUGUGUUAGCCAUUCAAAUUCAGCAUUAAUGUUUGAAAGAGCAGAGAAAAUGCCUGCUCUUCAUGGCCAGAUUAAUAUUUUAUGGAAGAGAAAUGUGAAAACAUUCCCUGUAAUAUCUGAGUACCAGGGUGGUGUGUGUGUCUAUGUCUGUGUGUCUGUGUGGUGAGCCCCUCUGUGUUCAUACAUAGCUGUCAAAUACUCACAUCCCAUCAAAGACAGUCAAGUUGAAUGAAAUUUACUUUUGUUAUUCCUGAGAGUAUAGCUAUAUUUUAGCUGUUUACAUUGUCAUAGAAAUCAGUGAGUUAAAGAUCUAGUUGUCCUCCAUGCUCACACAUUAAAGUCUUCUAAAAGGACAUAUUCAGUAUCAGGCAAAAGCAGGCAUAGACUUGAUUUAUAAUGUUGAGAGACUAGGCUAUGUGUGUUUCAGAAAUAGGAGCUGCUUGUUUCAGGGACAGAGCACUCCCUGACUGCUUGCCUCCCUGUCAGUCUGCACAGUAAAUAGGUCAGUGUUUUAUGUGAGUGAAGACUCAGUAAUGUCUGGGCCUCCAUGAAUCUGCCAUCCUUAGCCGUCUGACCACUCGGAAGAGCUACUGCAGCAGUCAGAUGAUCAACCGAACAAUGUACACACAGCAGGGAGUAUCAGAGUUGGAGAUUUGCAAUAAAAAUAUCAUUUAGCUUCUUUUAGUUUCCUGUUUUAUUCUUCAGCAGGUGGCACAGACUUCCCGUCGGAUACAGAAAUGACAACAGUCAGACGCUGAGGAAUUUCACAGCUACAUAAUUCAUACACAGGGCUCUCCACUGGCACUUGUGUACCAGAAUUAUCAUAUUUAUGAGCAUACGCCAUACCCUACCUGUUUUAUGUAAGUGAACUCAGUUUUGCAUGCUCCAAAGGAAGACACAGGCAUUUCAACUUGAAAUAUAAGAGUUAAAAACCUUCAGUCACCUCUUUAUUAUCUGGUGUUGCAGACAUUGAUCUUUACCUCAGUCUGCAGACCAGAUAGUGACCCGAUUGAUUCACUCCCUGAUGUUGUUGUUAGGUUUUGCUUGUGCAAUGAGCACAUGUUAGUGAAUCCACUUCUGCGCACGACUUAUGAAAGCUGUAUUACACACUGGAGCUGGCAAACCAUGUUCACAAGAUUAUGUUAAUGGAUUAAAAGAGGCUUCAGUCACAACUGCACAGGGCUCAAUGGGAUCGAGUGGCUCGUAUGUGACUCAAGUGGUGAACAAAUGUGAACUAAGUACAUAUCUUCAUUACCUGAGUCAAAGUGUAGAUACUCAAAGUAAAAUAUUACUCUGACACAAGGGGAGGCUGCUUAGUCAGAUUACUACUUUAGAUGAAGUACUGAAGGAAUAACUUUUAGACAAACUUUCAAUAAAAAUACCACUAAACUUUGUUGAAUUUUCACAAUGCCUAUGUAUUCAAGACUAUAAAAGUGUUAGAUUUGGUUAAUGUGUUAAGUGUUAGGGGCAUUUUUGCCUUUAUUGGAUAGGACAGCUGAAGACAGACACACACAGAGACAUGCAGCUCCAAAAUAAAAGGAACAAAAAUUAUAAAAAAUUAUUUAUGAAAUAAAAAAUGGCACCUGAUUUUACAAGCAGAGACAUCUUGGUCUAAAAUUCUCGUCUGGAAUAAAACAAAUGUUUGGCUAGCUACGUAGCUGGAUGUUCUUUUUCAGGUUGGAUGGCAAAGUUUUAAUUGGCCAUGAUGACGUUUGUGUGCAGUAAACACAGUGAAUCAUACUUUUCGAAAACCUCAAACAGGAGAAUACAAUGGAAAACAAAUCUAGACAAGCUGAAUACAAGGGAGUAUUCAACUCUCUCAUAACAUUUGGCUGUUCUCUUAUUUUAGUGUAAGGGCUAAAUUCUAAGAAAUGUAUUAAUAAAAGUGCUGUGCUGUUUGUCUUUUUUUUCUGUGGAAACUUUGCAGAGUUCACUUUCUUUUCUGUCACAUGCUGUGGGGUUGUGGUCCAGCAGAUACUAAUGGGCUUGUCUCAUUGGUAAAACUAAUUAAGGUGUGAAUGAUUUAAUCGCAUAAACAUAAUUUUGUCUUUUCAUUUUAAAUUAGAUCUCUAAAAGCAUGUAUUGUUUCCAGCAUAUUCAAAGAGGAACACUCAAAACUUGUUCCCCUGAUUCACUGUCUAUUAUAUUUCCCCACUUAGCAUUGAUGCUGAACAAUUCAGUAUAUAUAUAUAUUUCAGGAAACCUUUAACUCAAUUCACUUUCAUUAAGUGAAGUGGCAAAAAGGUAAAACCUAUGUUUCAGUAGCAUCUCCCAUAAUUUGUUGAAAAAUGUUACCAUUGAUUUCUGAAGUCCAGGAGAUUUUAGCUAUGUUGUGUUAGCGGCAAAGCUAAUUAGUGAUGAAACUGUUUUAUUGUGUUAAUACAUUUGUGUCCAUCUAACUUUUACCUUAUGUCUAUUAAAACACUCAUUAGUUUCCUGAAUGUUGAAAAUGGAAAUCUCAAAUUGUGCUUGCCUGAAUAGUAAGAAGCAUUUCCUCAACUAGCCUUGAUGCUAAAAUGUUUAGCCAUGUGUCUAAAAUGUAGACAACCCAGAGUCAAGCUUAGUAAGUACAGCUGAAAAAAAAAAAAAAAAAAAACAGUUUUUGGUGUUUGUUGGAAAUGUGACAAAGUUGACAUGAUUUCUGAUAUAUACAGUGGGGUUGCAGAGGUAAAUGCUAGUAGUUUGUCUUUGUAGCAAGGGUUCAUAGUGUUGUUUUUGAAUUGAUUAUUUAUCAUUUAGUAUUGACGAAUGACUUUCAAAUUAGAUUGUAUCUUCACUUGUCAGAAUAUAUCUCUAAAAGUUUUUUUUGUUUGGUCAGAGUGGAGUUGUGUCUUGCUUUCCUCUGUUUUAAGAUGUAUUUUUUCAUUUAGCUCUGUGCUCUGUUGACCCCGCUGUAACAACAAGCUGAUCAUGUCAAGUGGUUUAAAGUGGAAAGCUAGUCUUGGCGGUAUCGGUCUGUGUUUGCUGAAGAUAUAAUUUUGGGUCACUGUGUUGCCCCAAUUUAUGACCUCCUCCCUGAUUGGUUGUGAUGUAUUUCCUCAUGUAGCUCUGAUUUAAAAGAAUUGAGUUUUCUUUCUAAUAAUCCUGACAUCUUUAACUAAAUCCAGGCUCACUGUUUCAGGUGGCAAUUUUCUGUCACAUUUCCCUCAGGCGCUAAAGGAUGGGUUGUGCUGUGAGUGACUCCCUGUCGCUCCAGAAUAUCACCUCUGUGACAUUCCUUAAAGACCGCAGAGUAAGCAGAGUUUUACUGGGUUUUGUUGAUAGUGACACGCCUAUCCUCCAACCUAAGAGAACCUGUUUGCUGCGGUCUGAACUCACCUUACAUGGUAGAAACUGCUGAAAGAGUCUCCCCUCCCAAUCACCAGUUUAGAUCUAAGAUCACAGAUCCUGGAAGUACACUAUGAAAAUAAUGUUAAAAAUUUACUAGCGCUUAGAGAUGAGGUGGCGUUUCUCUGAUGUCUAGUUACUCACAACCACUUAAUGCCCCCCAGCUAAACCGGAUCAACAUGUGGACGUUAUUUGUUUAGUUAACCACUCUGUCAGGAGGGACCUGUUUCAGGAAAUGGUAGCUUGGUAAUUCUGCAUGGAUACAACUGAUGUAGUCUCGAGCUAAAUAAAAGGUUUUUUUUAAUUCUUGUACAAUUACACCAGUCAGUUUUGGUGCCAUCUUCUUGUUCAUUCAGUAUAAAAUCAUUUGUUGCACCACUGCUUGAGUAAGACAUGAAUAUUCAUCUCUUACAGGCUCUGAUAUGAAGGCUAGCAAGUACAGGCAGCGAUCUGCCAAAUAAUUCCCUGCAGAGAUUAUUUGCCUAAUUAAAAGGAUCACAGUGCAGUUUCUCUGUUACAAUCUUUUGCCAAGUGAGACCGAAUUUUCCUUAUUUUUAACUCAACACCAGCAGAGAACGACAAAAUUACACUGUCCAGUUUUUCAGAAGUCUGUUGGUUAUCUUUUAUUCCAGGCCCAUGUUUGAUAUUUCCAGAUUUUUACACGCCAAGUGUUUAAAAAUGCUGUAUUUUUUUGUUUAGUUUGUAUGCAAUGACUGUCAGAGUCGUCUUUUUUGUACAUAAAGAGUUAGGAGUACAUGUAUUUUAAGGGUAGAAGGAAUGAUUCGAUGGGAGACUGCGCUGCUCGAUGGAGAUGUUACCAAAUGAGUGAAUUGAUUGCUCUGACAUGCUUCCUGGUUUUUAAACAAGCCGUGUCAAGAAGAACUAUUCUCAUACCCAUCAGUCAGUAAUUGUGAUGCUAUGCAGGGGUUGGUCGAUCCAUUUAAUAAGAUCUGCAUCAAAAUCUACUUAAAUAGCCCCUGCAGGGUUAUAAAGACAGACUGUUCUUUGUGAAUCUGAUUAUUCUGUCCUUGAAUGGUUCACGAGGAAAUGACACAUUACGUACAAACACUUUUUACAAGAUCUUCAUGACCUGAGUCAGGAAAGAUGUCGUCUGUAUUCGACAUACCUGAUUGAAUAAUUAUAUUUUGAAAAUGCCACAUCUUAUUCCUCAAUUUAGCACCAGUCCUUUUACAAAAAAAAACAAGGAGGAGGGUGUGAUCAGUCAGAUCAUAUCUCUCACAGGAGAUGGUUACGUAAAGUAGUGAAGGCCACUGUGAAGGCACAUGUGUGAUUUGUCAGAGGCAGCGAGCGCGGUGUAAGAGCCGAGGAGUGAGUGGUCUUUGUUUCCUAAUGUAGGUCUCUACUAAGGGGGCAGCCUGGAUUGCCCGCUUUUCUGGGACGCUCAUGCAGCACAUCACAUGAUGGGCUUGGCCUCAGGGUGAGGCAGUGAAGGAGUUUAAGAUGGAAGUGGGAUGAGGGUGGAUGGGAGAUGAGAGGGUGAGUGAUGGGAGCAUUUACUCUUGCCAGUUUCUCUUAGAAUCAGCUCCUGGUGAGCAUUUUCACAGCCGAGCAGAGCACCUUUAAGGAGACAGAGCGCCGUUUAAGGAGAGUUUUUUCUUUUCUAAAUUUGAAGAUUUUCCCAGCAUGAUACGUACAGAAGUGAACUGAAUGAGAGUCUCUGUAACCUGCAGCUGUAACAGAACUCUGGAAACGCUCUGAAUUCAGUUGAUUUGUUGUCACAUUUUGUAGCACUUGUGAAAUUCUCCUUCAGUAUGUUAAAGAUCAACAUGGCCACCAUGAGUAUUCCCAGUACAAAACUAAUGAGUGUCAGACUUGAAUCAAUCAGCAAACUUUUACUGAGCAAACAGUCUUGGCACAGUUGUAAUCCUGUAAGAAUUAAUUGAUUAGAGAAUCAACAAAAACUCAGUUUUAAUAGUCUGUUAUGGUGAAGUUCAUCUUCAUGUAUUUCAGCUUGAAUUGAGACUUUUUAUCUGUAUUGGUUAUAAAAUCUUUUGGUUUUAGGCUGUUAGACUAAAACCAAAAGAAUCAACCAAAUCAAGAUAAAAGAAUAAUUUCACACUUUUCCCGAAAGUUUCUUGGUCAAUCCUACUUGUAUAUAAUAUGUAUUCAAAUAAAAUAUGUAUCAGGGUCUUUUUCACCCUGUCAGGAUUCUUGUCUGCUAACCACACACUUAUUGUAGUCAUUAGCUGACUAUUCAAGAAACCAACACUGGAAAUUCAAUUAUUUUUAAAGGUUAUUUUAUGGAUAUAAAAAUGGUGCCUUCAAUUUCACAUUCAGUACUGUUGACGUCAAAUUGAACGUUUGAGGUUACGUCAUGAUUUGCGUAAAAAUUGAAAAUUCCCACCAAAAAAAGUUUUUAAAAAAAAUUUUAAAAAAGAUGAACAUAAUUUUUGUAGGAAUAUUGAUUUUUCGGUCCUCAUUCAGCUCCUUUUCUUUUCGAGGGUUUCAAGGGUUUGACACCUUGAGGGAAAUGAGCUAACAUGAACUACGGUUUUUGCCACAGGGUUAACAGGCAGAGUUGAAAUAAGCUAGAUUCCUCUCCAUGGGUUGAUUUGAUAUGACAUGUGGAAUCAGAUUGGCAUCACUUCUGUUGUUGAGAAUUAAAAACUGUUGUUAUGGGGUUAAGUAAGACUUGAUUAAAAAAUGUUGUUUUCUUGUAUCAAACAGAUUCUGUUAAUUUUGUAUAAGUCUGAACCCAUAGUGCUUCAUACCAGGACCCUUUUUAACAAUGCUCCUCUCCACCUCUCUCCCUGUCUCUCGUAGGACAUUGUGAGUGCUACUAAAGAUGUCUGAUAGUGUCGAUAUUGAAGAGAAACCACCAGCCCCCCCCUUGAGAAUGAACAGUAGUUCCCGAGACUCUUCAUCAGUGAAUCACGCCUCUAAACCGCUUCCAAUGGCUCCUGAAGAGAAAAACAAGAAAGUUCGCCUGCGCUCCAUCUUCCCCGGGGGAGACAAGAGUGAGUAUCUCUCCCCUCACGCAGAUGAAUGUGAUUUACUAAUUUCCUGUGAUUAAGAUUCACAAGAUCAGCUGGUAAUAAGCUUUUGUUUGUCUCCUGUAGCAAACAAGAAGAAGGAGAAGGAGCGUCCUGAGAUAUCCCUGCCCUCAGACUUUGAACACACCAUUCAUGUCGGCUUUGAUGCUGUAACGGGAGAAUUCACAGUGAGUAGCUUUCUCACUCACAAUCAGGAGUGGAAACUCACACUGAUAUGCUCCUAUAAUUCUUCUCCCAGGCACAUUUUUUCUCAAAUCACAUUUCCCUGAGGUGAUCCAGUCGACUACUGAUAUAUUUUCCUCUCCAUGAGGAGUUGGUAUUACGAGUGACUUAAAUGAUAAUCACCCCUCACUCUCAGGUGAAACCGGCACUGGGGUCCUUAAGUGUUUUUUGUUGGUUGCUUUGUAGCUGCACUUUCACUUUGCAAGUUAUGUUUACUCUUAAACACAACACAGUAUUUCCUUUUAUUUACACUCUUUAAUAGUCUUUACACUAAACUUAAGCUAUUCACAACUCUUAAACCUCUCUGCACGUAUAAUGAAGUUCGUCAUAAAGAAAUACAACGACCUCCACUCUAUAAAACCCAAUGAUCUAGUGUGUAGUUUAACAACAGUGUAGCUCUGUGCUCAUUUUUAAAGUCCCUUAUCAGCAGCAAUAUUUAUUCUUUCCUAUUAUUAUGCCAAAUUAAAAAGGGCACUGGAUCACAAAUUUUGUUCUUCCUUUAAACACCAAGUUAAACUUUUUCAGGGGUUGUUAAUUUUAAGAUUUACAUUUCACUAUUAAAAUGUUCUAGAUAUCGUCUCUCUGUUAUUGGGAAAGAAUAGACACUGUACUAAAAAGCUUUAGCCCCAUGAAGGGAAACUUCAUGUCCUCAGCUUUAUUUGACUCCCAAAUGAUCAGCUCCAUGACAUCAGCAACAAAUGCUCCCUUGUUUGUUCGAUAAGCUGUGUCUGACUGAGACGCACACACACCCUAUUAAAACAGUUUUAGACUAAAGCACUUUGAUUUUACUGCUUUCUUUUUUUCUGGGAGAAAACAGUCAUUUACUGUUGAUUUUCUCUUUGAUCCUCUUCCAAGUAGCAUCUUUUCUCAGGGCCUUGAACACAAAGUAUCCAUGUCCACAGGUUUACAGUGAUUGCAUGAAGAAACUUGGUUGUUGAAUCAGACGCUGAAAUAACCAUUAGCAGAAACCUAAUCUGGCUUAACGCUGUCUAAUGGCUGAGAACCAUUAAGAUGAACCUCUAAAGCUUGUUUUCACAGUUUUAAGUCUCUUGGUACAAUGCAUUGUAAACCAUACAUUAAUAAGUUGUUAUUAUCAAUGCUUAUAAUCACUUAUAAGGGUUGUAAUAAUGUCUUAUAGAUGCAUUUAUUAGACUUUAUAGAUGUGAGCUCAUGCGUUCCCAAAUCGGUAACACUUUACUUGAUGACUGUCUCUAUAAUGCAAUAUAAAUAUAUGUAUAAUGCGUUAUAAUCAUUUUAUAACACUGUAUAACUGUAGUUAUAAACAUUCAUAAAUGAUCAUAAUGCUUUAUAGCAAUAAUCAUAACAUAUUAUAAAGCAUUUUGUAGGUCUAACAAGGUCAGGUAUUAUCAUGUGUUAUGCUAUUGUUAUAAAGCCUUAUGAUAAUUAAUGAGUGUUAAUAAUGAUGGUUGUACAAGUUUAUAAGCAAAUUAUAACACAUCAUGAAUAUAUGUAUAAUGCACUAUCUAUGUGGGCAUUGUCAGUGAGUUGUUAACAGUUAUAACACAUUAUAAAACCUGACCUUGUAAGUUAUGAUAAAAUGCUUUAUAGUGUGUUAUGAUUAUUGUUAUAAAGUAUAUCUAGCUUUAUCCUGUUCCUUUUUUUCUGACCAAAUCUGCUAAAAAAAAAAACAAAAGCUACGUUUCCAUUUUCCUAUAACUUCUGUCCGUUUACACAGGGUAUCCCAGAGCAGUGGGCACGGCUCCUUCAGACCUCAAACAUCACUAAACUGGAGCAGAAGAAGAAUCCGCAGGCUGUGCUGGACGUCUUAAAGUUCUAUGACUCUAAAGAGACUGUGAACAACCAGAAAUACAUGAGCUUCACCUCGGGAGGUAAACGACACCAACGACACUCAUCAGUGAAAAUCCACACCAUCAAUAAAACAUCCCCUUUUUAUUUCUAUGUAUGACAGAACAAAGUUUCUGUAUAUUACCUCUCUCUAUACAUGAUGUCCCUUUCUGUUUCAGACAAGUCUGCACAUGGGUACAUUGCAGCAAACACUCUGGUGAGUAUCAAACUUAUUGUGUUUUGAUUAUUUACAUCCCUAAAUGCAACAUUUGAUGAUUACUUUGAAUAUUUUGAUAUAAAACACACUAAAUUACUCACAAUCAGACUAAAUAGUUGUAAGUUAUUGAUGCCUAACAAUUCCUUAAAGCACAAUUUUAAAUGAUCUAGUUUAUUGUUAAAUGAACAGGCUCCUUUUUGCCGGAGGUUAACUCAUUGUCAGCACUAAAAGAUAUUUUAUUGCUGCGCUUUAUCUCAAAUUCACUUGCUUGGUUGUUAUAGGAAAGCAAUUACUUAUACAAAUUAAAUCAGUCUCUGCCUUUAGCCAUGCGAUAUCUCUGCCACAUUUCAUUGCAUUGGAAACCUCCCAAAUCUUUGUAAUAUAUGGAGGGAAACAUUUUUAAUAUGCAUGUGAUGGUGUUAAGAUUUAUCAGGUAAGUUGCAACAUGUGGAGUUAAUUCAUUGUCUUAACCUGGCUUAGCGCUUUCUAGUCUCUGCCUUUUAGCCAGGUACUAUCGCAGCCAUAUUUCAUUGCUUUGGAAACCUUCCAAAUCUUUGUAAUAUAUGAAAGGAGAAAUAUUUUAUAUCAGUGUAAUGAUGUAAAGAUUUUUCAGGUAAGUUGCAGCAGCAUGCUGGUUUAAUCAAUGGUCUUAAACCUGAGAGAAAUGAUAACUCUCAGUCGCCAUCAUAGGGAAUCUUUCUCACCUGACCCUGACGUUCUCUUUGGAGUGAUAUCUGGGAUAGACUCUUCUAUCCCUGCAGGUUUUAUUUCACACAGACUGCUACCUCUAAUGGGAAAAUCAUAUGCAUUCCCCUCUCGAGGCUUACUACCCUCACUCUGCUGCAAAAUACUCCAAAUUUCCCAUAUAAGCCGAUCAGUUUGCAACUCCUGCAGAAAAAUGAUGUCUCCUGCGAGCGCCACUUCUGCUCAUUGUUUAUUUUUCCAAUCUGCACUACUUAACCAGAUUUCAAAAACAGCCAUAGACGAGCUCCACCGGAGGCUCAGCAGCAUCUAGAGGGACUCCCGCUGUGCUGACCUCAUUCCUGGCUUUGACCAGAGUAAUCUAUGCUUUGAAUGCCUCGGCCUGAACACGCUCAGUCGGGUGAAGGAGUAGAGCUCACGUCUGUUUAGUGGGAUUCGCUGCCCCUGGGCAAACGACAAUGGGCUCACUUAAUGCAGGGCUAUUGCCUGAGAGAGCUCUUUGCCUCUGAAGGGCAGGCGGGUGUGGCGGCGUGUCCAAAAGGUUGUGCAAGCCCAGUGAGGGUAUUAAAGAGUUUCUGUCACAGCAGUGCAUGGCCUGCAGUAGUGACUCAGCUAUUGGCUGCGGUGCCUCAGACUCAUCCUGCUGUUGCACUGAACGACAGGAAUGAGCUGAUAUUGAUCAAUAACAGAAGCAAUAUCACUUUCAGAGGAUGCUAACUCCAUCCUGAGCUCUCGGCUAUUUCUCUGGUAUUAAUUUGACCACUUAGUUACCUUCCUGGCAGGUUUAACCUUUUCAGGGAUGUCUGUUUUUUCUUCUUUUUUUCUUGAAUAACAUGCUUCUUUUCCCCCUAUCACAAUCCAUGUCAGCCCUGCUGUUUUUAUGUCUAAUGUCUAUCAAAAUUUAAAAAGUAACAGAACUGUUAUAAACCAUUUUCUUACAAUGAUGAGCGAUCUUUCCUCCUCUUUGUGGUAAGAUCUCUUGUAGUAUCCUCUGCGGCCAGUCUUACAUGUCUUUGGUUGAUCACAUGCCUCACCUUGACCUUAGUCCAGCAUACAUUUAUAACUGCUGAUAAUGGAGCCAGGGACACUGUGUUGCAUCCUAAUGCAGCCAUAGCUUGACCGGGAUGUAAUAACUGAGUUUAGAGUCUGGGACCUGAUAAGAAAAUUAAAAAUAAAUCAUUGGUAUUGCUGAAAAUCACUGGCUUAGUCCACUCUAAUGUGCUGAAUGUUGCUCUUAAUGUCACUCUUAUUCCCUUUACUAGACAACAAAUACAUGGAAGAUACAUUCAAAGCCAAAAACAAACAUUUUGGAUCCAUUACAGGCAGAAAUACAAAAUAACCUUCUUUUGAGAGUCUGUCUGCCUGUAUUGGCCCAGCUGUUUCACUAUAGUUUAAUACCAACUCCACUACCAUCGAAGAAGUUCUGGGUAUAAAACUUUAGCAUGUUGGCUUUGCUGGACUGCUGUCAAAAUAACCAAGUUCACAUAGUUUAAUAAUAAAAGGUAGUAAGUUAAUUACAUGGGAUUUUCAAGUCGGUACUGUUUUUCCUGUUAUGUAGCUGCUCAUUGUGAUGUCUGUUUGCCUCUUCAAGUUUUUUAUUAGAGUCUUGAAGCUUUUAAAUCCAGUCGACACUUUGUUUGUCCUGAUACAUUAAUUAUUACCAGAGGUUUCAGUUUAAACAGUAAAUAUUAUUUUAAAAGGAGUAAUUUGAGUCACAUACCACCAGUUUAAGCUAAAGAGUUCAUUAAAGUUCUAAUUCCUCAAUAACUAAAAAAUUAUGACUGAAGUUUUUCCCUUUACUAGCACCAUAAUGAUGAUUUUAUUUUAAAGUAUAGAAGAAACAAAAUUUACUUGUUUCAAGCAGACACAUAAUUUUACUCAGACUGAUUACUCUUUAAGAAACAAUGACUCUAUUUUCCUGUUAAAAUAACAAACAGCUCCAGUAUCCAAAAAGCAAAAACAACAAACAAUCUUCAUGUGGAAAAGCAGAACUUUUUCUUUUUUGAUAUUGUUCUUAAGAAGAAAAUCACAACAAUGAUUUUAUUAGAUAUCCUGACAGUUAAUUUGGAGCGUCACCGAAAACUAUCAGGUUCGCCAACAGAGAUACUUAAUGAUAAUCUUCACUAUUUACACAUUUGAAACAUAUGACUUUGAAUGUGCUUGUUUGACUGCAUCCUUGUAGUCAGAAAAAGUGAUAUUAGACACAAUACCUUAAUUUAAAGUUGAAGUUUUUGUCCACCUCUUGGCAUUCAAAUAAAAUAAUAUGAAAGUAUUUUUUUUCUGUUCUUGAAGAGAAAUCAUGAAGUGGUUAGGGGGACUAAUGUAUUCCAUGUUACUCAAGGACAGUCCCCACUCGGCAGGUUUUGUCUCUGUCAUGUCCCCUCCUCAUGCUAAGUGUUUGGAGGAAAGUUUAUGGACUCAAUGUCGACCUCUCGGUAGCACACCCCUGCCCUCCCCCCUCCCUCCCCUGAAUACUCUUAAACAUUGUGUGGGUUUGUUUUUAGUAAAAUCCUCCCAUUUUCAACCUUCACAUUCAGAACCGGCUGCUGUCAUCUGGGCCUCCUGUCAGCCUUAGAACCUGCAGCGCAUUAUUUGACAAGGUAACUCCUCCAUAUUACUUUCCACAUGAUGUAUCUCUGCAUUGGCUUUAAAGCUAAAUUUGAUCUUCUAGUUUCCCAAAAAAAUGCAUAUAAUUAUUUGAUUCAAGAGCCAUCAUCACAAAUCUCAUGGGGGGUAUGAUUGGAUCUUUGAACCUUUUACUUUUAAUUUUUGACUUUUUUGUCUGAUGUAUUUCUAUCUUCCACAAGAGCACCUCUUAUCUUGUUUCAAAAUGACGUUCUCUGAAAUGGCAGGGCAGGGGCGCAUGCCACAGAGGGCUGUGAUGACUGUCAAACUGCAUGUAUGAGCUCAUAAUCCUCACAAUCUGAUCCACAGUCCCAAUAACGUGCCUGUUCCUUCAUCACCAUUGUAGACAUUACCGCAUGGCUCUGUGAUUAAAACAACACAUGGCACCGCUCAUAGUUCGACUCAUUUCUGCACUGCAGUCUUGGCCCAGCCCCCCUCUUCUCUUUCUUGGAGCAGGUCAGAGGCCCAGUACAUCUGAACGAAGGACUGGGACUGGGACUUUCCUUUAGCCAGACCCUUUUCCCUUUAAUCACUAGAACUAAGCUGCACUGCUUCAUUUAUGCAUGACGGGACUGGAAAUGGAUGAAAUGUUUCCAUUCCUAAAGAGGAAGAUGAUCCAAGGCUAGCAGAGUUUUGGAUGGGGGAAAUAAAGGCUGAGCACUGGGCAUUAUAAAUAUGCCUGAGGCUUUUUAAUAAGACUUGUUGCAAGGUAUCUUCCACAUGCAGAGGAAGCCCAUCACCAUAUUGCACAUUGCUGCAAUGUGGCUGCAUGUUUUCUCCUUUAGCAAAGUUACAUUUAUGUAAAGCUGUUAGUUACUAAAAAAAACUGCUAAACUGCACUGAAUGAAACCUUUUUCUCUUUUAAUGCUUGUCUCUGUAGCUCUUAGACUCAUAACACUUCCUUUGACUACUAACUCAGAUGUUCCUGAUACUCUAACCCCACUCAUUUCUGCUUUUGUUGUACUUUCGCAGGGUAAAGUAUCACAAAAUGAUGAAGUCUAUGCAGACCCACUGUACAUAUCAUAUUUUUACCACAUUAGAAACACACAUUGUGGUUUAUUUUUUAUGUAACUGAAGCACUUUAGAGAGUAGUUGACCUUCACUUACCGUUUAAACUCAGUAGCGAGAAUCAAAACCUUACACAUGGCUUGUUUGGGAUUUUAUCUGCGAUAACUGAUCAAAGAUUGAAGAAAACUUUUGAGUUUUGGGACACAUCUAAGGAUCUUCACACAUUUUUCAUCCCUUGUUGCUACAUCACACAUACAUCGCCCUGACUUACAUCUCUACCCUCCAGGGAGCCAAAACAUCAUCGUCAGAGCCGCCAAUCGCUCCGCCUGUGUCAGAAGAGGAGGAUGAAGAGGAGGAGGAAGAGGAGGAGGAGGAGGAAGAGGAGGACGAUGAUGACGAGCUGCCCCCUGUCAUUGCACCUCGGCCCGAGCAUACCAAAUCUGUAAGUUCACCCGGUCAAUGACACCAAUCGACCUCAUAUGCAAACCUCUCUGCAUUUCUUUGACACUUUCCUCUCUCGGCAGAUCUACACACGCUCUGUCAUGGACCCACCAAAGCCCCCCACCCCUGUGAAAGAAGUCCUGACCCCUCCGGAGUCGCAGGUCCAGCCGGAGAACACGUCCAACACCAUGUACCGAAACACUGACCGCCAGAGGAAGAAGUCCAAAAUGACGGAUGAGGAGAUUCUGGAGAGGCUCAGUAUGUGAAUUUAAGACAUUAUGACAUUUUCUCAAGUAUCCAUUUAUUUUAAUUAUGAAACAGUUUUGCAAUUUGGUCUUUGGAAUAUGAAUGCUGCGGUUUUCUCACCUUCUUCCAGGUAGUGUUCAGGACUAUUUUUACACACUGUUAUAUGAUAUCAUAUGAAGUCAUAUCAUUGAAUCUAAUUCAGUCAAAUUUUUAAAAAUACAUAUAAACCAUCUGUAAUCGUAGACAGUGACAGCAUUUGGACACAGAUGUGAAGUCAAGGAUUAUGUAUAAGGUGCAUAUUGUUAUGCACGAUGUGGUGACGGUUCAGCCAUUGACCACCUGUCUAGAGUUUUGUAGUCUUCAAAUAACCCUAAAAACAUCUUACUAGUUGUUAAUCGAUAUAAUUUUAAAUUCUUGUUUUUGCAGCUCUACCAAUGGGAAGAGUUGAAACCCUAUAGUAAUAAAUGUGCCAUACUCCUUUUGCCGGUUCGAGUUGAUAUGAUAUGUAUUAGCUGUUUAUCUGCGGCAUUGAUCUUAUUAUUCAAGUUCAACUGAAUCAGAAUUAAGCUUUAAACCACAGUAGAAAGAUUAAAUAUUUAGUUUAAAUUGUCUGUUUUUCAGAUAUAACUUAUAGCGCAACAACUUUGUUUUCGGGAGCAUACAUUUCAUAAAUUCAGGCAAAAAAAAAACUAUUUUUUUUUCUAUUCAUUGAUUCUGCACAAAGAAGUAAAGAUGUACUCAGAGCAGUUGCGUUAAACAGGCAGCACAUGUCUUGAAUAAAAGAGCGGAAAGAGUUUGCACUGUUACAUUUUGUGUAUUUGUGUGAAGGCAGUCAUGGCUGUGCGCCCACACAGGCUCAGCCUCAAUCAUUAUUUAUCUUUUUCUUUUUUCUCUCUGACUCAGGGAGUAUUGUGAGCGUGGGGGAUCCCAAAAAGAAGUACACACGCUUCGAGAAAAUAGGACAAGGGUAAGUUCAUCCGUGAUCAGGAGCCGGUUGUCAUAGUUAUUGAAAUGGGGCGAUUUGAAGAGCAGUCAGUCUCUGCAGGGGAGAUGGAGCGGUGGUGAACUGGGAGGGUUAGGUUGAAUGACUAGGAGAAAGUAAGAAGAGAGGAAAUGAGAACUGUAUCCUGAAAUGGCCAAGGGCCAGAUUAGCUCAGCCAUUUCCCUCUCUUUCACUCUCUCUCUCUCUCUCUCUCUCACUCUCUCUCCCUUGUCUUGUCUUUCAGUUUUUAGUGGCUGCUGCUUUCCUCUCACUCUGCCUGUUCACCUCACAUCCGCAUAGAUAAAAACUGUGCGGUUCUUAUCUGCUCACGCUCUCUGUUUCUAUAUUUGAUCAGGAAGCUCCUAUCUGAAACAGUAGAUCACUGUCUGCUUAUUAGUGCCGGUAACUGUGCUCCAUUCUUCGCAGUCUCUGACAGCACACAGGUGAAGCUGACAACAAGAGAAAGAGAGAAUUACCACUCGGUUUAAAUCCUCAGCUGAAGGAUUUUUUAACUCCCUCACUGUCAUCUCCAAAUAAGGAGAGAACGGCUACAUACCAUUCCUUUGACUAACUAUUCAUGCUUGAGUUAUUUCAUAGCAGAUGAGUUUCUGUUGCAUAAGUUGCAAAAGACUUUCUUUUACAAUAAGGGAUUGAUAAGAUUGUAAUCUGAGUGUAGUAGUAGUUUAUCAUUUUAUCACACAUUUACAACCAAGCUUAUGAUAGUUACUUAAACAUAUUCAAACAGAUACUUGCACUGAAGUUAGCACUAAAAGACAAGUGUAGGUCGUCUGGUAUUUUUCAGCCGAAGGUGUUUUUCUUAGUGAGUCGAAGUAAAAUUCAAAAACAUCUGAUUUUUGCAUGUUUAAAUUUCUUCUUCAGCCGAUCUCUGUGGAAACACAGUUGGAUUGGUGGCACUGUUUAGUGUUAAGCCUGUUUGAGGAAUAAAAGCAUAAUCCUGAAGCUGUGUUUCAAUCCUGUUUGCAAUGAUUAAAUAUGAACUUUUGAUAAGCCGGUGUUUAAGUUUUUUAUAACUUUUCAAAAAAGAAUUACAGGGCCUGUAGCAAGAAAAGUAGAAGAAUACAUUUGACCAUUUUCUGAGAAAUAAUUACACUUUUCUGUUUCAUGGAAAGUACACACAUGUUUUAUAAUUGAAGUUAUUUGACUUGUGUUUCACCAGAGCGUCCGGCACUGUGUACACAGCCAUCGACAUAGCAACCGGCCAAGAGGUGAGUGAGAUCCUUUCUUAGACUGAAAAACUUUCACAUGCUGUAUGUUUUCUCUCUCUCCCUGCUAAGCCAGCGGGCUCACUCGUUCACCGAGCAACACAUUCCUCGUCUGUUUUCUCAGGUGGCCAUCAAGCAGAUGAACCUGCAGCAGCAGCCCAAGAAAGAGCUGAUCAUCAACGAGAUCCUUGUCAUGAGGGAAAACAAAAACUCAAACAUAGUCAACUACCUGGACAGGUCGGUUUUCUCUUGUUGGGUUACAUUUCACAAAAAUGAUGAAAAAUCAUAGAACGGAUGUUUACUGAUGGCUGUACUGUAUGAGAGUGUGGUGGUUUUUCAAAAAAAAGGUUUAAGGCCAAAUCUUUUCUGCUAUUUAAGAUAGCAAUCUAAAAAAUGAAUUUAUCAUACUGUGGUCCAAAAUCAAAAGCCAUUAAAAUCAAGUUAUAGAAAAUUGAAAGCAGACCAUCAGACCACUGAAUCAUCUGGAAAGCAGAUGUUUUUGAAUGUGAGUAUUUUUAUAAAAUCUGCAAGAUUUCAAAUGGUGAUAAAAAUGUUGGGCUGUAAGUCGAUUUAUAAAUUGAUAUUUAUUGUAGUCUUUGUCCUGUUUGAACUAAUAUAUCUUAUUGAUGUUUUCCUAAGACAGAGUUUUGACUACAAAUACAUCGACACAGAAAUGUGAACAUAGCUGAUGUAGGUUUGCCUGAAGCGGCUGAUUUGUGAUCAGAACUUAGAGUUCAAGGUCAAUUCAUGCUGUUACCAUAGUGACAUUGAGGGAUCCUCUAAGCCUGCUUUGCAGAUCCUUUUUUUUUUUUCUUCCUCUUCAUCUUUUUCUUCUUCCCCCUUUCGCCUUUUAACAGCAGGCAGCGAACCUCAAAAGGAACAUCACUGCCCCCUGUUGGUUGAAAGCUCAGUAGAAACCACAUAAGAAUCAGUUUGGGUACAGUUUUCAGCAUCUGUUUCAAUCAACUCUGAUUUAAUUACUUUGAUCUUGCUGCCGUUUUUCACAGCUGCCACCUACAUGCUCGAGCACCCACUGUGUGUUGUAACUGACUCUGCAUCAUGGUGCACAAAGUACAUCAUAAACUGUAAACAGGCUACUUAAUGUCCCCAUUUUUCAAGUGUCAACCAGGGUGCAGCGACUAAAAGGAGGCCCUGAUCAUGUUUCCAUCCUAACUGAGACUAUAUUUUUUUCUUUAUUUUUCAGUUACUUGGUAGGAGAUGAGCUAUGGGUGGUGAUGGAGUAUUUGGCAGGGGGCUCGCUGACAGAUGUAGUGACCGAGACCUGCAUGGAUGAAGGCCAGAUCGCUGCAGUCUGCAGAGAGGUAAGAAGCCAAAUUAAGACAUCAGCAAUACCACACACUGUUUCUACCCCUAUGACCGCCUCACCUUCAUGUUCAGGUCAACAGAUGCAAAGAUUUGAAUAAAAGUUUAACAAAUCCCCUGGCUGAGGAUAAAACAGUAUAAAUAUGUGUUAAGUUCAGGCGUCUCGUAAGAGUGGGUGUCUGUUUGAUUUAUUUUGUGAGUUUUUCUCCUCUCUCUCUUCAGUGUCUCCAAGCGCUGGACUUCCUACACUCUAACCAGGUGAUCCACAGAGAUAUAAAAAGUGAUAAUAUUCUCCUGGGCAUGGAUGGAUCUGUCAAGCUCAGUAAGUUUCUUUUUUUGAAAUUUUCUAAAUUUGCCUUGAAUUUACUAUGAUAGAAUUAAAAUGAGAAGCACCAAAGAGAAGUGUCUAAAACUCAAGAUUUGUUAAAUAAUGGUCAUGAUGAUUACAGUAAAUGUAAAAGAAGAAAUGAAGCUGUAUGUUUUAUGGGAUAAAAAAAAAUUCAAAAUGUAUGAAUGUAAAACACACUCAAGCAUUUCUCUCUUUCUGUCUCCCUCUGCAGCUGACUUCGGCUUCUGCGCUCAGAUCACUCCUGAGCAGAACAAGCGCAGCACGAUGGUGGGAACGCCCUAUUGGAUGGCACCAGAGGUGGUGACUCGGAAGGCUUAUGGCCCUAAGGUGGAUAUCUGGUCUCUGGGAAUCAUGGCAAUAGAGAUGGUGGAGGGAGAACCGCCGUAUCUGAAUGAAAAUCCACUCAGGGUGAGAGACAUUUUACAGCUACAACACAAGACCCGACGUUUCUAUGAUCCUCAUGUUUCAUCCUGAUUAAUCUUUUCCACCAAACUUGCUCUGUGGGUUUUUGUCCAAACAUGAAAACAGCUCUUUGUUUAUUAUGCAACAGCACAUUUUCAAAAUCAACACUCACAUUUCUGAGACAAUAACACAAACCAUUUGUUUUCACUGGGUUUUGUCACUUUUGUUAUGAUCCUGUAUGUCUGCUUUAGUUUGAAUAAGGGAGACCUCAGUGAUUUUAAAGACUCAAAUAAAGGUUUAAAUCGAUGACUAAGUUCUCCUGUGUUUCCAGGCAUUGUACCUGAUAGCUACCAACGGGACUCCAGAGCUGCAGAACCCAGAGAGGCUGUCGUCAGUGUUCAGAGACUUCCUAAACCGCUGUCUUGAGAUGGAUGUGGACCGCAGAGGCUCUGCAAAGGAGCUGCUACAGGUCGAAUAAAGCACACACACACACACACACACACACACACACACACACACAGCUGUAUUAUUGUAUUUACAUAAAGAAAAGCUCCAAACGUUCAUAUUCCAAGUUGUCUGAUAUCAUAGACCUUUUUGUAGUAACUGAAUAGGGCAGAUGAUUCCAACACUGGAAAUGCACUGCAAAUGAAAGACUUAUGUCAGUGAGUAACAUUAAAAUGACUGUGGACAGGAGAAUCUGCCCCAGUCUCUGAGUCUGGUAAUAAUAAAGAGAGGAUGGGGGUAGGAGAAGUGUGAGGGGGGUGUGGGUAUAAUUUUUCAUCACCUCAGGAGACCUAAGCGGAUGGUAAAUGGAUCGCACAAGAAUGCUGUUUCACAUCGCACCAUUACAGGCCUAGAGCCUUCCAUUAAAAUGUAUGGAAGUGCAGUGUUGAUCUGCUUUUGGUGUUCUUGGCUUUGCGUUUGUUUGCUGUGCAUUUGCUGCACCUGUUUUGGACUUUAUGCAGCGCAUUAUUUUUUUAUCUUUAUCGUGUGUUUUCAACUUUGCAUCUUUGGAGCAUUCACUGCAAGUUUGUCCUAAAACAAAGAUUGUUCAGACCAUUGCAGAUCCUCUGUCCUACCACCACACCUUUGGCAUCUCAAAUAGGAGACACGGGGUAGCUCUGCUGCAUCUUUUUCAGAUUCACAUUGUGACACUCCAUUUUCGUUUUGCAUGCCUAAACAGGAUGAAAAAAUACCUCAGGAUUGUUUUCAACCAUGAGUCGAACCCACAAAAUAAAAAAGAAAAAACAUGACUAUAUUGAGGCUAGGGCUGGGCGGUAUGGGAAAAAGUUUAUCACAAUAUAUAUAUAUUUUUUAUUUGUGUCGACAUCAAUAUAAAUCACGAUAUAAAAAAAAUCACUAGUCAAUCUUUAAUGUUCGCUGUUACUCUUAAAUGUAAUUUAACAGUGCUUAUUGGUAGCAUGUCUUUUGCAACACGCUACGCUACUGCAUCUGCACUAGAGAAAGCGGACUGAAUGGUUGCUUUAGCGACCCGAAGCAAGUCCCCUUUUCAUUGGCUAUUCGUAUAGUCUACCAAAACAUGGCAGAAUGCCGGCUAUCAAAAAGCACAUUGACCAUGUUUCAUAUCGAUAUUGAGGGAAUAUAUCAUUAUCGUUUUAUCGCCCAGCCCUAAUUGAGGCUAACAGUGAGGUAGAACUAGGGCCUGUAUCUAUUGGUGCUGUGCUUUGUCCUCGCAUUACCUAUUUUUUAUUCAAAACCAAUAAGAGUUCAUCGUUAAGCCACCUGAACACAAAAGGCCCUAAAUGUCAGCUGUUUUUUAUUAAUGCCCCCUGAACACCCACAGCUGAUAAAAGUUGAACUUCUUGAACUUUUUUGGCUCUCCACCAAAAUCAAGACGGUGCAGGAGUUUUGUUUUCAACAACAAUGGCAACAGCAAGAGUCCAUAUGAAGGAGAAUUGAGAAAGGAGCUGCUGCUGAUGCUACAACACAAUUCCUGUCAGCUGUCUUUGUAAUGUCACAGUAACAUGCCUUUCUGCUCCACCUCUUUGCCUGUUUCUAAAUAAACUUAAAGUUAGACUGAGACAGGAUUUCGAUUGUGACAGCUUCAGUUAUCAGAUUCAUAAAUCCUCUUUAGGAACAAAUAAGGGAUGUCACGAGGACUUCAUCCAUGUUUUUAAGCAGUCAAUAAUUUUUGCUUCACUUUUGGAGAGAUGUCAUGUUGUUCAUCUUUUUUAACAGUCUGUGAUCUAAGUCGAUAGCUGCACUAAAGCGUUAGUAUUUGACUUUAAUUAGAAGAGCAGUUCAAGAGAUCUAGAAAUGAAUAAAUAUCUAAAUCUGCAAGCAUCUUUUCAGGCUUGUUUUUUUUUAACAUUUCCCUCCUCUGGCCUCCGCAGCAUUCCUUCCUGAAGCUGGCGAAGCCUCUCUCCAGCCUGACACCUCUGAUUGUAGCUGCAAAGGAAGCCAUAAAGAACAGCAGUCGCUAGGGUGCGCUCUCUGUCCCCACCCAAGGCUGGAGCCCUGCCUGGGAUGCGUGCGUUCAUGGGGGCAGGGGCUUGGGUGUGUGCAUGGUGGGUGACGCGACAGUGACAGCACAAGGAGGGCGUGGGGGGGUGAUUGUGUGACAUACAGUGACAGCACAAGGACAAAAGACCCCCAGGCCUCUCAUGAAGGAUGGACAUCUGGCCUUGCAGCCUCUUGGCCCCAUGCUGCUGAACAGACUUUGCCUCCUCGUUUACUUCUCCAGCACUCUGUACAUGUAGAGCAGUCCAUCACAAGUGUGUGCGCGUGUGCAAGCGUGUGUGUGUGUGUAUGCGUGUGUGAACAAAAACUGUGCACAUCCCUUUGUGUCAUAUGUCCAGUUCGGCAAAAGUCUCUCAUAAAAACAACAAACACGAUGAAAAAUCAAACAGGAAAUGUGCUCGUUUUCAAGAUGGAACUCAAAGCGUGAAGAGGAGAAAGUGAAGAGGGGCCUGUGAUUCUUACCCUGCCCAGUUCGUGGGUCACUUUUCUCUCCUCUGGACCCUCCACGGAGCACAAUCAGGCCACACUUGCAUCUGCACUGAUGCGAGAGAGUGACUCUGGGACUCUGGACCCCACCUCUGCCUGCAUGACUAUGGCUGUACGGAGAAACAUCGCUACUCCUCGUGUGUCAAGGGGGUAUAUUUUGGUGUGUAUGUGUGUGUGUGUGUGAGUAUUUGUGGGUGAAUGUGUGUAGGGGUGCAGCUACAGGGGAAACAGUCAAGUGCGGUUUCAACAUAACCUAUACCAGCUUUAAACAUCUGUCAUUAAUCUGCUUCAUAUCAGUGAAGAGAUGCAGGUCUCUUCUUCUUCUUCUUUGUCAGACAGUGUCUCCAACAGAGUCACUGGAGUUCAGGUUAGCUGCUGUUAAUCUGCUGAUUUUCUCUCGGAUUAUUUAAGAUACCGAAAACACUGUUGUUGAACAUUUUGCCUGUAUAAAGCCCUGAUUUUAACAACAGGGCGUACUACACACAUCUGUAAAUGACACUUGAAAAUAUCAUAGAAGAUCACUGGACUUUAGGUCUCCGUAUGACAUACUUUCUUGCCAACUUCAGGAGAAAAUGUUUGCACUUCACAUUUGGUACUGAAAACAGCUCUUUUCCAGGUGAGGGGAACAACUAAAAUGGUUAUGAAAGCUCCUGUGAUGGUAGUAGAUGCCCCAUGUGAUCAAAGUGUGGCGCUUAUGGUUGAGCUGAUCUUCCUCCUGAACUAAAAUCUCAUCCUGCCUAAUUUUCAAAGUCUGAUGUGCUGCUUGUCAAUGAAUCUUUGUUUUGUGGAAAAUGUCUAAAAAAGACUGUGUGCUGAUAAUGGCUUGUUACAGGCAUGAAAUAACCAUAGAAAGGCAUCAGCGUUAACAUCUGUAUGUUUCAUUAUCUGCUUAAAAUCCCUCACAGGAGCUUUAAAUAGAGCCAGCAUCGCUUAGAGUCAGAUUUAGAGGCAAAUCCAUAACCCCAUACACAAUAGAUUAAAGCUUUUAUUGUGUACGAGGACCACAAAUGAGGAUAUCAAUAGAAACUUGGUACAAGCGCCUUUCUUUUUGCUUUUGUGAUGUUAAAGUUAAUCAGUAUCAUUUUGGCUAAUAUAGGGGUUCAAUUGAAAUACCUGUUGUUAGUGAUGGAUUGUGGAUUAGUAAGGAAAACAGACAGCUUCUUGUCUCGAACCUGUAGUGAGUUGAAGGUCUGUAAACACUUAGUCUUUCGUCACAGACUCUCUUAACACCCAUGCAUCACUGUGACCUUAAAUUUGAAGUGGGGAGAAUUUCCCUUUGUCAAAAAGAUAUAUAAUUAUAUCACAAUAAUAACAAAGCAGACAUAUAGGAAGCUGAAUUUGUACUUGAUCACUGAUUAUCAUCUUGCUGCAGAAUAUAAAUACAUGACUGUGACUAUAUGUCAAUGAUACUCCGGCCUUCCUGAUUGCACAGCACCGUCAUGUUGAAAGAGGUAGUGGCCUGUCCUCCCUGUCUUCUCCUCUGGUGUUUAACAUGCUGCUCACUCAUGCUUCAGUCGUCUUUUGUCCUCUUUUCUGCUGUCUUUUGUGGCUUCUUUUUAAAGUGAAUUCAACCUUUCUGUAGUGAAAUUUGAUUUCUUGGCAGACUAGAGAAUGGAAAUGAUCUUUUGAAGCGAGUACUGAGUGCCAUCUCAUGAUUGUAUGUUGUUUUGCUGAGUGCUAAAACUGUCAUAGAGGCUCUGAUUGUUUGCUAUAGCAUUCCUCCCAUACCUUGUUCGUGUUUUAAACUUAACUUCUGUACAGGGGUCAUCUGCUUUGUGUGGGUAUUUGGUAGCUUUGUCAGCCUUUCCCAUGUAGCAUCCCUCUGUGUGUGUGUUUGUUUGUGUGUAUGUGUGUGUUAGGGGGCUACCUCAAUCUGCACUAGAAGAUGCCUCACUUGUAUUUCCACCUUGACUCUGAAGUGCAGGGUAGCUGCUUUAGUCCUAUUGUACCUCCAUUUGUACAGAAGAUGAAGGAGUGAUGUGUAGACAGGAGGAUGCAACAGAAUUCAUGCAUGUAAAACAAAAACUGUACACUGUAUCUCAUCUUCAAAUAGGUUAAGAUUGUUAGGAUAUGUAUGUAUGUAUGUAAAUAUGAUGGGAAAACAUCCCCUUUUUUCAGAAUUAUGUAACUUAAAAUGACAAUAUUCAGGUUGCUCUAUGGUAUGUAUCAAUAAAUGUUUUGCACCCUGGGUAAAAAGAAAAUCAAACACACACACACACACCGUCUCUGCACUCCUGGAUCUCCGGUUUGGGCUUUUUAUCAGACGCUCCUUCAUCUGGACAGAGAGCCCACGAAUGCAGCACUCUGAGUGUUUGUUCAUGUGUGUGCGUGUGUGUGUAGGUAGGUGUGCGUGGCCUGUCAGGAAGCUCCGCCGGCCCCCCUGGGACGUUUUUGACCCCAUGUACAGGUCUGAACUAUGAGCACAAAGGUGAAUUUUUGGGAUGAGAGACACCGCUGCUGUGCCCCUUUUUCUGUGGUUGCUCCUGUACAUUCCUCUCUUCUGAAUGUGUAAACCUGUACACGUGGUGUGAAAAUUCCUCUAUUAAUGUGUAUCAAGAGAAUGGAACAAAGACAAAAAAUGUUGCUUUUUAAAUUAUUAUCAUUAUUAUUAUUAUUAUUACUCUUAUUGUCUAGCUUUGUAAAAAACUGCUGAUCCAUCGGGCAUACCUCAGCAGGCCUUUCCCAACCUUUGAAAAAGGACAAAUGAGCGACGGGGAAAUGAGGUUUUGGAUAAACUAUUUUUAAUUGUGGUUGAAGCAAUAGACUUUUUGAACUUUGAAUUGUGCAUGGCUGUGUCUUGAGUGUAAAAAAAUAUUGCAGUUUGGGAACUGGACUGAAAUAAAAAGAGGAAGAAAACCAGAGUCGUGGCAAUGA
Molecule: messenger RNA, 38069 nt
Organism: Xyrichtys novacula (pearly razorfish)
Lineage: Eukaryota; Metazoa; Chordata; Actinopteri; Labriformes; Labridae
Source: the annotation of a GenBank genome assembly